Molecule: messenger RNA, 2704 nt
Organism: Scaptodrosophila lebanonensis
Lineage: Eukaryota; Metazoa; Arthropoda; Insecta; Diptera; Drosophilidae
Product: scavenger receptor class B member 1
Exons: 7
Coding region: 698-2455 (585 amino acids)
Cellular component (GO): membrane; cytoplasm
Molecular function (GO): scavenger receptor activity
Source: RefSeq, a predicted model, not a curated record
AGACAGAACGUUGCACGGGCAACAGUACGGAACAAAUUCUGCACUCGUACUUGCGAAUACACCAAAAAUAGUGUCCAGUGAGUGCCUCAAAAAAGAUAGAAAUCAAUUGGGCGAGGUUAUACAAAUUUUAAAGAAUAGCAAAUGCCUCAAUUCUGACCAUAACGCAGUGCCUAGAAAUAUGAAGCUGAAGUCGAUCGUGUAAUAGAAAUCGGAAAAGCUAUCCAGCAGAAAACAAAAACAAAGGCUGGAGACAACAACAACCGACACGGAAAACCAGCUCGUGUGCUCAAAUCAAAACAACAACGAAUGCGGGCGAUUGACAGAACAAGAAAAAACGCACGGCAACAAAACAAAGAAGCUCCACACAAAGAAUACGUCGCAAAACAAAACAAAACGCAAGACCGAAGGAGGGACAAGUAUCUCUCAGAUACAAAACAAGUGUUAGUGUUGUGCUGCACCUUAAAAAAUUAAAAUGAGAAAAUAGAUUAACAGAACUUAACUGCAAAUGUAUUUUAUAAAGCGUGAAAUCGAAAAACAUAAAUAUUAAUUUGGAAAGACCAAAUGUUUGUGCUCUCAGAACGCAGCAAAAGUAACAGCAACAGGCAAAUACAACUAAAGUAAACAGUGAGAGCGAGAGCAUUGCAAUCAAGUAACAAGAAGUCCUGAGCUGUGUUAUCCCCGUACCCCUUCUCACAUAAUGUCACAUCAAAUGUCCAAUGGAGCCGGGCAACUCCAAGAGGUGUCUGCGCGCGAUGAAACCAAACUAGAUCUCAAAGUACAAAACAAAUCGAACACACUCAACUCGCAGCACAGCAUACGUGUCUUCAACAGCAGUCCCAAUAGUCCAGAGAAGAUGACGGUUUACCAAAUGGUAUUGGAUGCCCUGGGCUGGCGAAAUCAGACGAAAAAGCGUGAUCUUACGUCCAAGGACUUGGGUGCUCUCAUACUGCUGGGCUUUAUGUUUCUCCUUUUUGUGAUUAGUGUAACCGGUUUCUUUGUGAUGUGGUUCACAGAGUUCUACAACAAUACUAUGCUAGAGAACCUUAUACUUGCGGAACACUCCGACACAGCAAACAGUUGGUUAAAUCCCGACCCCAAAUAUGACACAUUACUGAAGGCACACAUUUUCAACUAUACCAACAUAGACGACUAUCUCGCGGGUCGGGUCGACAAAAUACAUGUAGAAGACUUGGGACCACUCACUUAUCAAGAGCAUACUGUUAAAGUCAACGUAUCAUUUAACAAUAAUCACACAGUUACCUUUAGGGAUCACAAGUCCUACAAAUUUCUGCCGGAAAAAUCAUCGAUUCGAGAAGAGGAUAUUCUCAUGGUACCCAAUGUCCCCCUUCUAAGUGCUGCUGUGCACGUGAAACGUAUGGCUGCAAUUAAACGGGUGAUGGCAACAUUAAUGAUCCAUAAUUAUAGGGAGCCCUUGUUUAAAAAACUUUCUGCAGAAGAGCUACUCUGGGGUUAUCCGGACAAAAUUGUGCGCCUCGAGUCGCUUGGCUUUGGCAAAACUCAUUUCGGGCUUUUGAUGAAUCGAAACGGGACCAGUGUAGAUUCAGUGCAGUUAAACACUGGCGAGGACGACAUCGGAAAGUUCAGCAUCAUCACUCAGUUCAACGGAAUGCCUCAAUUGGACUACUGGGAGGGGGGAGAGUGUAAUCGGAUUGAUGGUUCGGAGCCAUCAAUGUUUUCACCUAACUUACUGGCAGAUCGCAGUGACGUGAAUGUUUUCCUGCAAGUACUAUGCCGCAAGGUACCUUUACAUUUCGAAAAAGAAGAGACCAUCCUGAACAACAUCUCGGUGCUUCGCUAUCGCACCCCACUCGACGUAUUUUCGCAUCCAUCUGAGAAUCCGGCAAAUCAAUGCUACUGCCAGAAUACGGAUCGCUGUUUUGCAAGCGGUGUCAUCAAUGCCACCAAGUGCUACAACGAUGCACCCAUCUUUCCCUCCUUCCCACACUUUUUCUCCGGUGACCCAGUGUGGUACGAGGACUUUGAAGGUAUUAAGCCAGAAGCCGAGCUUCAUCAGACCUAUGCCGACAUUCAUCCCCGGUUUGGUUUUCCUAUUAGUGGUGCCUCACGCAUACAAAUCAAUAUUAUGGUUGAUCAGACACCGCUCUUAAGAAAUCAAGCGAACCGAUUCAAAAACGGCACAAUAUUACCAUUGAUUUGGAUAGAAAUAACGUCGGGCGAUUUUAGCGAAGAGGUACUAAGCCUUUUAUAUAAAAGCACAUACGGACUGGACGCUAUUCAACUUGCUUUAAAGUAUGGCACAUUGCUGGUCUGUUUGACGUCCUUCAGCAUAAUUGUGGCGAGCGUUUACUAUUUAAAUAGCAAACGUGAGGAAGAGAGGAUUGAACAGAACAAACCUAUUGCAGAGCUCGAGGCGCUCAAUGGGGGAGUGGUGCGGCACGUUGAGGUAUAUGAGUGUGGCGGGCAUGCGAAGUGAAGGAUGCAACAAGUGCCAUUAGAAUUUAGAAUUAGUCAGAGGGGUAUACAUAAGUGGGAGGGAAACAAUGCAAGUUGGGCUUGCAUGAACAUAAAUGAGAUUUUCGAAUUAUUCACUAAAAAGUGAAAGACAUUAGCUUAAAAAGUCAAUCAGUUACCUUUAGAUUUAUAAAUAGCUAUUGAUUUGUAUAUAUGUAUAAUAGACCAACAAAUGUUAAAUAAACAAUUAAGUACAAAGACUUUCAUACAA